Cotesia glomerata is the source of this 2169-nucleotide messenger RNA. RefSeq names its product tyrosine kinase receptor Cad96Ca (gene Cad96Ca). Gene Ontology annotation, biological process: multicellular organism development; positive regulation of kinase activity; cell surface receptor protein tyrosine kinase signaling pathway. NCBI's taxonomy places the organism in Eukaryota, Metazoa, Arthropoda, Insecta, Hymenoptera, Braconidae. The coding region runs from base 89 to 1996 and encodes 635 amino acids. The record is from RefSeq and is a predicted model, not a curated record. The transcript is spliced from 6 exons. Gene Ontology annotation, molecular function: calcium ion binding; ATP binding; transmembrane receptor protein tyrosine kinase activity. Gene Ontology annotation, cellular component: signaling receptor complex; membrane.
AAACUGACAGUUUUUUUUUAUUAGUGUUGAUGUUGUUGGAAUAAUAAUAAUAUUUCUGCCUGACAUCCUGGAUUGUAAAUGCAGUGCAAUGAUCAUAAGAUGGAUCAUUGUCGUCGCUCUAGCGACUUUUACCUAUGGACAGCUGAGCGACAAUACCCCGCCGGUGAUGAUCCUGGAUAGAAAUUGGAUUCUCCUCGACUCAGCGCCCAAGGGAACUUUUGUCACCAGAGUCCAUGCUAAGGACAACGAGCAGGAUCAAUUGAAUUAUGGUCUUGAAGCUUUAGAUCAUAAUUUUAAUGGUGAUUCUGCUGGAUCUAGUUCAACUACUCUGCCUUUUUUUAUUAAUAGUCUUACUGGAGAAAUAGUUACUAAUGAUACGUUAAAAGGCCGAGGUGGAGAAAAAUUAUUCUUGUACGUGACAGCUUCUGAUGGAAAAUUGACUGCCAAAAAUGAAGUAUAUGUAGUCAUAAAAAACAGCUCAUCAACCUCCACCACCAACAACAACAGUAAUAAUAACAAUGGACCAUUUUCUCAAAAUUCCCAAAAUUUCAACCUAGGAUUGAAUCACCAGUCAAUGCGGAGUCCUUUUCUAGCUCACUUUUCAAACUCACAGCUUCCGUCAUUCUCCAGGCCUGUAAAUUCAACUAAGACUCACGAGAAGACAACUGUUUUAAGACCAGCUGAAAUAAAUAUCAGUAAUUAUGUUAACCAAGUUAUCAAUGGCAGUAGUAUGACAUCUGGACCUAAUGUUUAUAAUACUAGCACGUUGGACAGUCUGAGUGUUCAAGAUAGUACUUACUCGUAUCAAAAUAUAACAAUGACUACUGUUGGAACCAUAUCAGCGAUUCUUGCUGUCAUUUUGAUCGUUGGAAUGGCUCUUUGGUCUGUAAGAAGAAAAAUUUGCUCUCAUAAAAAAUCGAAGCACCCUAAAGAGCUAGCUGUAAAAGUAUCAGACAUGUCGUCACCAAACGAGCCGUCAUUAAUUUUAAAAAACUUUCAAAAUUAUAAAUUUUCCUCAAACAAGUACCAAGAAUGGAACAAAUCUUCAAAAGAAUCAACGGAGAAAGACGAGUGGGAAUUUCCACGACACAGACUUAAAGUAUUUUGUAUCCUGGGAGAAGGGUGCUUCGGUCAAGUAUGGAAAUGCGAAGCCAUAGACAUAAACGGCAGCGGGACUGGAGUUUCAGUGGUGGCUGUAAAAACUCUGAAAGAAAAUGCCACUGAAAGGGAAAGAAUAGACUUGGCUCAAGAGUUGACUGUUAUGAAGACUCUGGAGCCGCAUCCGAAUGUCGUUAGAUUGUUGGGUUGCUGUACAGAACGCGAACCGAUAUUUGUUAUUAUGGAGUACAUCAGUGGUGGAAAGUUGCAGAGCUUUUUGAGAAACAUGAGGGAAGAAAAGAACUCUGGGAGACCUGGAUUGACAUCUAGGGAUCUUACUGGAUUUGUUCAUCAGAUUGCCAAAGGAAUGGCGUACUUAGCCUCAAAAGGAAUAAUCCACCGUGACUUAGCAGCCAGAAAUAUCCUAAUCGACAGCAACCGUCUCUGUAAAAUAGCUGACUUUGGAUUCGCUCGAGACAUCGCAGCGAACAAAAUCUACGAACGUAAAUCAGACGGGCGACUACCAAUCAGGUGGAUGGCACCCGAAAGUCUCUACGACAAUAUGUACUCAGUAAAAUCAGACAUUUGGAGCUUUGGAGUACUUACCUGGGAAAUAGUAACUCUAGGUUCGACUCCUUAUCCGGGAAUGGGCGCCGCAGAAGUCAUGCGGAAGAUCAAAGAAGGCUACCGGCUGGAGAGGCCCGAGCACUGCAAAAGAGAGUUGUAUAAUAUAAUGUAUUACUGCUGGGACAAAGAUCCCUCAUGCAGGCCUUCGUUUGGUGAGCUUGUUGCCAUGGCUGAGGGACUAUUGCUAGAUGAAAUUGACUAUAUUGAGCUUGAUAGGUUUCCUGACCACUCUUAUUACAAUGUGCUCAAUUUAAGUGGCGAGAAACUUUAAUUUUAAUUUUUAAUUUAUGCGUACCAUGACUUAUUAUUUAUAUGAAUCCGUCCAGUGCUAAAUGAUCAAUUUAAAAAUGUCAAAUACUCAUUAUGCAGAAGUUAGCUAACAGAUAUUGAUUUUUUUAUAAAAAGAUUCGUGAUUUUUUUUAAAUUUUUACAUGUGGAAUUUUU